This is a messenger RNA of Lemur catta (Ring-tailed lemur), 1506 nucleotides long. RefSeq names its product apolipoprotein L2-like. Gene Ontology annotation, cellular component: membrane; extracellular region. Gene Ontology annotation, molecular function: lipid binding. The record is from RefSeq and is a predicted model, not a curated record. The transcript is spliced from 3 exons. Gene Ontology annotation, biological process: lipid transport; lipoprotein metabolic process. NCBI's taxonomy places the organism in Eukaryota, Metazoa, Chordata, Mammalia, Primates, Lemuridae. Bases 77 to 1114 code for a protein of 345 amino acids.
GGCAAAGCCGUCCAGCCCCGACGCAGACUGCGAGCUGUUAAGGACACCUCUCAGAGACACCGUGGCUGGUGGCACCAUGACCUCCAAAGCCCGAGGGGCCUGCCCAGCAGAGCGCAACAGCUUUAUGGAGGAUGUCCUUGAGUAUUUCCGGGACACAGUGAACAGAGAAUAUCGGCAUCUCCUGCUGACUGAUGGUGAAGCCUGGGAGGGACUUGUGGCCAAGGCUGAUUUGUCCAGGGAUGAGGCGGAUACACUCCGUGAAGCUCUGAAGGAGCUUGCAGCAGACAUGACCAUAGAGGACAAAGAUAUGCUCCAAAAAGACCUGCAGAAGAGGAAGAUGUUUUGGAACAAGUUUCCUCAGGUCAAAGUGCUGCUUGAGGAACACAUAAGGAAGCUCCACGCCCUUGCAGAUGAGGUUGACAAGGUCCACAGGGACUGUACCAUCUCCCAUGUGGUGGCCAGCUCCACUGGCAUUGCCUCUGGCAUCCUGACCAUCCUUGGCCUGGCUCUGGCACCUGUGACAGCAGGGGUCAGUCUGGGACUCUCGGCAACUGGGUUGGGGCUGGGAACAGCAGCCGCUGUGACCAAUGUUUCCACCCACAUUGUGGAACGCUCAAACACCUUGUUAGCAAAAGCCCAAGCCAGCAGCCUGCUGUCAACCAAGGUGAACAUGGCAGAGGUGGGGAAGGAGGCUGUGAGUGAGAACAUGCCCAAAGUAAUUUCCUUAAUGUACAGAUUUUGCCAAGACAUAGAAAGCAUUGCAAAGACCAUCAAUGCCAUCAAGUUAGCCAAAGCCAGCCCUCGCUUAGUAGCCGAUGCCAACUGCCACAUGACCACUGGGCUGAUGCCGGCCCAAGGCAGGGAGCCUGUGCAGAAAGCUUUUGCAGGAACACCUCUAGCAAUGACCAAAGAAGACAGGAUCCUGGGUGCAGCCACUGCAUUUGAAUAUAUUCUGAAGGAAAUGUUCAGCAUCAUGGAAAACUCACAGCACUUGCAAGAGGGAGGAAAGGCAGAGUUGGCUGCAGAGCUGAGGCAGCAGGCCCAGGUGCUGGAGGAGCAGCUGGAGAAGCUCACCCAGCUCUAUGACAGUCUGCAGUGGGGCCAGGCCCAGUGACCCUCCAGAGCAGUGCAGAGGUCAGGGGACGUGUGCUGGGCAAAGGCGUGGGCUAAAUGAGACACUUUAUUAGAGGGAGAAAUAGGGUGAGAGAAACUCUGGCAACUGGGUGUUAAGGAGUUUGGCAUUUCUGGAGCUGAGCACCGCAAGGCAGGGGUUAAUGCAGGUGGCAAGAGGGUCAAGGGGGAGGCAGGAACGCCGCAGCCUGGGAUAAGGGGAGAGAGGGCACUUGGGAGGGUGGGGAAUGGGAAAAAAUCAUCCAUUUUGGACUAAAGAGAACACUGUGGAGUGAAGAGAGAGAGGCAUGCAGGAACAAGCCAUGAGAAGCCAGGAAAACCAAAGCAUUAGAAAUGGGAGGAAGCCAAGGCGAGUUCUUGGAAUCAGAAGAAACA